Sinocyclocheilus grahami is the source of this 675-nucleotide messenger RNA. RefSeq names its product sperm flagellar protein 2-like. The record is from RefSeq and is a predicted model, not a curated record. Gene Ontology annotation, cellular component: sperm midpiece; manchette. Gene Ontology annotation, biological process: sperm axoneme assembly. Lineage: Eukaryota; Metazoa; Chordata; Actinopteri; Cypriniformes; Cyprinidae. The coding region runs from base 1 to 675 and encodes 224 amino acids. The transcript is spliced from 6 exons.
AUGUAUCCAGGUCUGGUGUGCAGUAAUGAGUUGACUGAAGUUCUGCAUGAGUUAACCUCUCCUCACAUGGGUAGUGAUAUCCUACCUGAACCCUGGAUGCAUAUCACUCCCUCACAGGUUGAUGAGUUGGUGUGUGCAUUAGCUCAGGACUCUGAGAUGUUGGACUGGCAUCAGUUUCUGCUCACUGCAGCUCUGCCGUGGCCGUUUCCCUCUCAGACUCAGCUGUUAAAAACCCUUCAGCGCUACAGAGGCGUUGACACAGCAGGAACCAGACUCAUCACACAAGAACAAUACACACAGGUUGAAUUGUGGUUUCCCAGUAAAAGAGAUCUUCCUGUCCCUGAUGACCCAACUGAACCUCUACCCUAUUACAGACUAGCUAAUCUUAAAAAGUUUUCCUUCAGUCUGUUUGCGAGCACACACUCAUCUCCGCUGAUGCUGGACUAUCUGAGCAUGCUGCUGUAUUUCUGCUGCCAUCCUGAACCAGCUCAGGGCUUCACCAGAGCGCUCAGCCUCCUGAUCGGACACACUCUGCACUAUAAACACACCAGCCCCCUCACACAGUCUGUGCUGUAUAUGGAGGGUGCUGGAGUUGAGGAGUGUGAUGCUGCUGAUGAAGAGGAGGAGACUUCAUCAGACUCCACCCCUGAUGGAGGGAGAUCUCCUCACACCUGA